UUAUGUUAAUCACCAUAUAUUACAUCAUUUCAUUAUAAGGAACAAGGGGAGAGAUUGUUGAGUUCUGUGGAAAUACAUACACCCACAUUAUUUUCAAUAUUUUGUGCAACUUACAUAAUCCCAAGGAAUUUAAGUGAUGUAAAUUUUAGAAGGAUAACUUUGUCUUAACUGUUAAAACGCAAUCAGCAAACUUCCAGCGACCAUUUUUAUGCAUUCAGAUGAAAAAUUAGGAGCAUGCUAAGAAACUCUUGAUAAGGAGGAUUAUACCCUUCUUGGUAAGAUCUUGGAAACUGCCUGGAUUUAAGGCCAGUAACUACCGAGUGAAUUAUUCUCCAGGUAAAAACACCCCAGGUAAAGAGCAGGUGACAAUAUUAGCUUUGUCUCGAAGAGUGAUUUAAGCUGCCUGCUUGUUAAGCCAGGCUUGUAAUUUAGAGGAGGCCCGGUGCUCGACUAUGCGCGGGUAAUCCUGCCUUCCCAGCUUUGUGCCUCUGCGCACGCGCUUUGGCGCCAACUUCGCCACUAGGGGGCGCCGGGCCCUCUUCAGGCCGGCCUUGGGGCGGUGCGUGUGGGUGUGACGUCACUGCGUGCGCCGCAACUUGUUGCCGGGCAGCGAUGGCGGCUACCCUGGAGUCCUCGGUGGAGGACCCACUGCGGAACUUCGUUCGAGUUUUGGAAAAGCGAGAUGGCACGGUGUUACGACUGCAGCAGAAUGGUUCCGGCGGCGUGGGCUGCGUUGUUUGGGACGCUGCUAUUGUCCUUUCUAAGUACUUGGAAACGCCCGGGUUUUCCGGCGAUGGGGCCCACGCUCUGAGCCGGCGAUCUGUGCUGGAGCUGGGCUCUGGCACUGGGGCCGUGGGGCUCAUGGCUGCUACCCUUGGGGCUGAUGUUGUGGUCACAGAUCUUGAGGAAUUGCAAGACUUGCUGAAGAUUAAUAUUAAUAUGAACAAGCAUCUUGUCACUGGUUCUGUUCAAGCCAAGGUACUGAAAUGGGGGGAAGAAAUAGAAGACUUUACUUCUCCGCCAGACUACAUACUGAUGGCUGACUGCAUAUACUAUGAAGAGUCUUUGGAGCCAUUGUUGAAAACUCUAAAAGAUCUUAGUGGAUUUGAGACUUGUAUUAUAUGUUGUUACGAACAACGAACAAUGGGAAAAAAUCCAGAAAUUGAGAAAAAAUAUUUUGAGCUCCUCCAGCUAGACUUUGACUUUGAAAAAAUUCCUUUGGAGAAACAUGAUGAAGAAUAUCGAAGUGAGGAUAUUCAUAUCUUAUACAUCAGAAAGAAAAAAUCGAAAUCUCCAUCGUGAAAUCUUUAGUCAUCUUACCCAAACCUCUAACAACGUGGGUAAGCUAAAGAUGUGAAUGGUGAAUGGAGCAUGUGAAUACAGCAUGGGAAGAUUGUGUUCAUAGAUUUUUCCAGCAUGUCCAUAGAGAUUUGAUAUAUAACUGACAACCACCAUGGGCUGCCUGCAAUUUGAAAAAUGAUUACUGACUGCCUGCCUGCCAAUGAGCCUGAAAUCCAACUUAGUUUACUUGUAGCUCAGCAUCAAGUUCUGCUUAAAAGAAAAUUGUGUAUCAGUCACUCCUCAAAUGAAAAUAGGUGUUGAGGUUUGCCUAAAGUCUGCAGGAAAUAGUGAAGUGGCAUGGUUGAUUUGGCAUUUUUGUCAGGAAACUAGAAAUAAAUUGAUCCAGUUUCUAAAGAGAGACAUCUAUUACAUCUAUUUAAGUUGCAACUAGUAAAAUUUAGUUGUCUUCAAGAUCAAUAAAUCUAAAAGUUGGUUUUUAUUUUAAUAUAAUUUAAUUAUGCAGUGGUUUUUAUCAUAUGUAUCUUCCACUUCAUUGCUAUUAUUAUGAUAGCUUUAAUAUUUAAAUGUUCUUUUACUUAAAAAAAAAAUCUGAAAAUACUGUUUUGUAUACUUCCAUUAGCCAAAGUUUUAUUCUUUUCCUCCACCGUACAUGUCUAUGUGAGUUAGAUAGUAAAUUAUACUUCAGUGAGUUGGUAGGAAUAAAAGUAAGAAAUCAGGAGGGGGAAAAGGUAUCUUUACAAACUUUUUCAUUUGAGAAUGGAGCAAGAAUUAAAAGUCCAGUUUCAGGCUUGUGCACUUACUUGGCUCUUGCACUUUUCUUCGCAUAUAUCUUCCAGGAAUAUGGCUAAAAUCACCAUUGUUGUUUACAUGAAACAGAGAAAUGUUUUUAAAUAACUACAAAUGUGGUUCUAUAUACAUUUACCAAGUGAUUUUGGUUCUGUGUAUUCUCUGUUUUAUGUUAUUAUGAUAAUCAUCUGCCCACAGACUGAUCUAUCAAGGACUUCAGUUACACCAGUUGUGAAGAGUAAUAUUAACUGGAUAGAAUUCUGGUACUUGUAGGCAUUGGUGCUAGGUGGCACAUUUAAUGUAUUAAAAUAAACAUUGUUUUAGAGAUCCUGUGAUUUUGUGAAUGUUUCAGAAAUAGCUUUGAAGAAAAUGAACAUCUAAAUCGGGCUUUCCAGAAAAAGCAAAAGCAGCCCUAUUUAGAGAAAUUAAAGAUCCAAAUCAAAAGAACCAUUCUUUCCUUCAGGCUUCCUUUGGUCUUUAAAGUUUGUCUUGCUGUUCUUUCUCAGAAUACGUUGUUCACACUGCCGUUAGCAUUUCAUUAAGCAGUUUACUAAACAGUGUAAACUAUAUGAUUCUUAGUUACAGAUAGCACCAGUUAUUAUUAGUGAAGUCUUGGCACAGAUGACUACUUUCUAGCCUAUUCCAUAACAUUAUGCAACUUAAAAAAAUAAUAAAAGUCUGGCCAGCUAUAGUAAUCCACUCAUUCUCAGAUCCCUGUUCACCCCUCUCUUUUCACUCUACUUCUAAUAGUCAGUACCUCUGGGUCUUCGGCCUAAAGUGCCUCUUGGCAUUCCUGUAGAAAAGCCCAGCUCCUUUCCCUUACAUAAAGUGCACCUUAUACUCCAAAAUUUUCUGGAGGAGUUGGGUUGAGGUCAACCUCUACAGCUUUACCAGAAUCACCCCUGUGUGUGCUUCCUUCCCUUCCCUGUUCUAUUCCCAGUCCCUUACUUAAUUUAUCACCUCCUUAAUACGUCACUUGCAUACAUUCAUCUCCAUCUGUUCUGGAGAACUGACCUAAGUUACUGACUGUAGAUUUAAGUAAUUUGUAACAUUAAAUCAUGGGUUUUUUUUUUUUUUCCUGUUCUGGAAUAAGGCCAAAGCAGAGAUUAAAAGGUACCAAGUCUCCACAUUGUAAGAUCAGAGAACCACUGGUAGGACCAUUGAGCACUGCGGGGCUUACUGAGGGCUGACAGUUCAAGUAACAUGCCCUAUCACGAACCACCACCAUUCCGCAGACAGCCAGGGAGGCCUGGGAGGGGUCUCUUUUUUGAGGAGUGCAGUGUUGGGGAAUGGGAUUUAGUCUUUUGGCCUCUCUCAUGAGGGAGAGAACAGGGUGCAUCUGUGCUCAGACACCACAGGAGGGAGGCGUGAGGGAACAGUUCAAGAUUAAGGAUGCUUCUAAGAAGGGGUGCCCAGCAUUUUCUCCACCUGGUUGGAUUUACCCAGCAGAUCAGCAUGUCUGUGUUUUUAUUUCAGAGCAUGGGAAUGAAAUUGGAGAGGUGGGGAUACCUCAGGCAGAGGUGUUAAAGAUGGGUCCUGCCAGCCAGUGUUGGCACAGGAGUUGGAGGCCAGAGGACUUGUGCAGCAACAUGGAGAAGUUCAAAAGGAGGUGCAGUAGAUGAGUGAGGUGUGCUGCCAAGGACAGGAUCAACCAGAAUACAGCCACCUGCAAUCUCCAGGGACUGCCAGGGCUGGGGGCGGGUGGGGAGACAGCUCAGGAAUGCACCUCUGGGCCUCUAGGUGAGUGGGGCCUUGCCACUGUGCACCAUGAAACCCAUGGGCAGUUAUAGCCAAUUAGGGAGCCCCUGUUGUAAGGCAUUGUUUCUCAAACUAGGCUGCACAUGGAAUCACCUGGAAAAUUAAAAGCAAACAAAAGCUAUGUUUAGGUCCCAGUUCAAUUAAGAGGCAUGGGAUUUUUGUUAAAGGCUCCAGGUGGUUUGAGUGUUUAGCCUAAAUUGAGAACUGCUGUGUUAAGGAAACCUAGCAUCUAUUUCCCAAGGGAAAGGGAGCAAAGGGAGGAGAAAUAAUAAGCCAUCCAUGAUUAGAGUGGGCCUAUACUGCAUAGGGAGGGAAAGAGCUUUGAAUCCGAUGUGGAAUCCUCUACGAAAUACGUUUUAAAACAAACAGGACUGAGCUUUAGAAAUUGAUUAUUUACCUGAAAAUUUAGAGAACCUGGUCAAGAAGACAAAAGUGAUGCUACUCAAGAGGAAAGGGGAGUCCAAUAGCUAGAACAAUGAAAUUGUUACAGGCUAGUCUCCAAUGACUUGAGUCUCUCCUGUAUACCAGUUAUAACUAAAGGUCUUUGAGAUUGCAGAACUUGGAAUCUCAAUCAGUAGAGUUCAUAACCAAGGGUCUGUGAAUCACAUUUCGUGGACUUGGGAGUGAAGUUAGGUUAUUUUUAGGUAUUUUAAGCAGUAUUAAUCCAGAAUGAUAGCGGGGUUUUUUACACAGCUACCUUUUUCUUGAAAGUUUCCUUGUUAAUAUGAUGCCAAAUGCAAUAUUAACUCAGACUAUAACUACUGUAUUAAUUUUUUUAAGUGUGGGUUAUAGAAAUAGGACUGUUGUUCUAAAGGUUCCCUGUAGAUGGCAUUGCUUGACUUUGUCUUUAAACAUUUUAUAAAAAGGAAGUUGUUAAAAUAAGAUUAUUUUGAAAUGGAAUCACACUUGCAUUUUAAAGGUAAACUAAACCAGAUUUUAAAGAAUCAAACUACUUCCUGGGAGUUGCUUUUGAGUAUAGCAGGGUUGUCUUAGCGUAUUUGGGCUGCUAGAACAAAAUACAGACUGGGUGGCUUAUAAACAACAGAAACUUACUUCUCACGGUUCUGGAGGCCGGAAAGUGCAAGCGAGAUCAAGGCCCCAACUUCCUCAGAGGCCCCUGCCUUUUCAUUGUAACCUCGAGUGGCAGAAGAGUGAAGGAUCUCCCUGGGGUCUCUUUUAUAGGGCACUUACCUCAUUUAUGAGAGCUUCACCCUCAUGACGUACUCAUCUCUCAGAUGCCCACCUCCGAACACUACCACAUGGGGGGAAUAGGUUUCAGCAUAAGAUUUUGGGGCCGGGUUGUGGGUGGGACACACAAACAUUCAGACCAUAACAAUAGUGGAGGUAAAGCUGAAUUUUUUUCUUAUAAAAUUGUAUUUGACUUAUCUUUCUGUACAUUGCAUUCUGAUAUGCUUUUUGAAUUUCUGAAUAUUGAUAAAGCUACAGAAAUUAUAAUUUAUAGACCAUUUCUCUAUUGUCUAAUUCAUAGACCAUCUUCUGUGAGAGAGAUUUAAGAGGCUGAAUUAGUUGGUCAGGUUCUGAAAAUGAAAUUGACCUUGAAAGUACCUUUUAUAUAAUGCAUGAUUUUAUGUUUGAGGUACUUGGAACUUCUAAUUAAUUUUAAUUAGUUUUUCAAACCAGUGUACCUUCCUCACUAGAGUAAUAAGUAGCUUUUACAUCAAAAGGCUGAAGCUCUGUCUUUGGCUAUAUAUACCACAGUCCUGUAGGCUUAGGCCGUCUGUUUGACUUUUUGUCUUUUUCCUCAGGGAACAUCUGGAUUUUGAAGACCUUUUGCUUCAUUGAUUGUAAACAUUGUAAAAGUAGAAUAGUCAGUUGUACCAUGGAGAACCUUCAAGCUAAUACAGAAAAAAAUUGUGGCAACAAAAUUUUACUGAAAAUUAGUCAAGUGAUGGAAGAGCAAAGUUUUCACUUUACAUAAUUUUGAGUAAGAAAGCAGUGAAUUCUCAAACCAUUUGGAACCCAUUAGGUUAAAACUGUUGCAUACUUGAGGUCAUUUAAGAUAUUGUCUUAGGUUCUGAAGUAUUGGUUGGAGUUUUGUGAAGAUCUAGUGAGUCCAUCAAUUGUGAGGUGGAUUUUAUGUAACCCUCUGUUAAUAACAAGAUAAUUGUGUUCCCUCUCUCUCUGUGUCUCUCUCUGUCAAAUAAAUAAAUAAAAUCUUUAAAAAAAGAUAA
Messenger RNA from Callorhinus ursinus (northern fur seal), 6038 nucleotides. It is a transcript of the gene VCPKMT, whose product is annotated as valosin containing protein lysine methyltransferase. Lineage: Eukaryota; Metazoa; Chordata; Mammalia; Carnivora; Otariidae. Gene Ontology annotation, biological process: peptidyl-lysine trimethylation. Gene Ontology annotation, cellular component: cytosol; protein-containing complex. The record is from RefSeq and is a predicted model, not a curated record.